Messenger RNA from Aegilops tauschii subsp. strangulata, 750 nucleotides. Its product is annotated as protein FAR1-RELATED SEQUENCE 5-like. The record is from RefSeq and is a predicted model, not a curated record. Gene Ontology annotation, biological process: regulation of DNA-templated transcription. Gene Ontology annotation, molecular function: zinc ion binding. Lineage: Eukaryota; Viridiplantae; Streptophyta; Magnoliopsida; Poales; Poaceae.
AUGGCUUCGGCGAUCCCAGAUGCUUUCAAGAACACAGUACACAAGUUGGGCCGCUGGCACAUUAUGAAGAAGUACAUGGAACACCUUGCAUACCUGUACAACCUGCACGAACACUUUAAGGAUGAAUUCACAUCAAUCCUCAACUGGCCCCUCAUGCCAACUGAGUUUGAGGCUGCCUGGAAAAUACUCAUGGAUAAGUACAACCUCCACGAUGAUGCCACGAUGGUGGCCAUGUGGAAUGAGCGUGAGAGAUGGAUAUCAGCCUACUUCAAAGAAAUUUUCUGCGCCAAAAUGACAUCCACACAGCGAACUGAGAGCAUGAACUAUGUGCUCAAGAAGAACUUCAUAAGUGAGAGACAAAACCUACACCGGUUUGUCAGCCAGAAGGAACAAAACACGCUGACCUUCUAUGGGUUUGACACCCAGAUGGCAAAGGUUUACUCACGAGCUGUGUACAGCGAGAUCAGAAAUAGGCUAAAAUUGAGCACACUCUUCACGGCGACAGAGACAGAAGAGCCCACAAAGUACCUCGUGCGCUACAACCACCCGCAAAAACUGUCUGCGUGGGCUCAGCACGCGUUCCAGGUGGUUGCAGACCCCGUGGGAGAAACAUAUGAGUGCGAGUGCAGGCUAUGGGACCACACAGGUCUUUUCUGCGUGCAUGUCCUGUGCAUGAUGGAGACAAUUAAGGCUGCCAGCGUUCCAGAGAAAUACAUCCUUAGGAGAUACACGAAACGCCCGAACAUCUAG